Molecule: messenger RNA, 443 nt
Organism: Prunus avium (sweet cherry)
Lineage: Eukaryota; Viridiplantae; Streptophyta; Magnoliopsida; Rosales; Rosaceae
Product: DNA-directed RNA polymerases II, IV and V subunit 12
Biological process (GO): DNA-templated transcription
Cellular component (GO): RNA polymerase I complex; RNA polymerase II, core complex; RNA polymerase III complex
Molecular function (GO): zinc ion binding; DNA binding
Source: RefSeq, a predicted model, not a curated record
ACACACACACGCGUAUAAACAAUACAGACAAAAACAAGAACCCCCCAAAACGAAACUAAUUCUGCUCGAAUAUCAUAAACCCUAGAAGUAGAAAGCCCUUUUUGAACGUAAUCUCAUGGAUCCGCAGCCAGAGCCAGUCUACUACAUCUGUGGAGAUUGUGGGAUGGAGAUUCCCUUGAAGCCAAACGAUGUGAUUCAAUGCCGUGAAUGCGGUUACCGUAUCUUAUACAAGAAGCGCACUCGUCGCAUUGUUCAGUAUGAGGCACGCUGAAGAAGAGACUUGGUGUGCUUGUGUCGGUCAGGGAUCCGUGUAUUGAAUCUGUUUGAUGUCUUUGAACUUAGUCUCACUGAGAUGUUUGUAUAAUAUCCGUACGUUUUUGGCCACUUGUUAAUAUUGUUUUGUUCUAAAUCUUGCUCUUUACAUGGUUGUAUAAUUAUUGAGA